AUGAUACCUAAUCGUCAAUAAUAGUUAAAUGAAAAGGAAUUAGAAGCUUUUAAAUAAAAGAAUAAAAUAGCAUCAAUAUUAGUUGAAGAUGCUACAUUUAAUAUUGUGAUAAAUAAAAAAAGAGCAGAAUUAAGUGAUAAAGAAUUUCUUAGAUGGCUUGAUUAAAUAAAAAGAUAAGAUCAAUAAAAAGCAGUUCUGAUUAAGUAAGUUGAAUAGGAGAAAACUUAUAAUGUAAAGGAAAAAUAAGUGAACAUUAAAUAGACUUAAACUAAUGAAUAACUUAAAUUUUUUGGUUCUUUGAAAUAAUAAUUAGAAUUAGAAAAAAUUUAGGCUUAAAUUAAAAAAAAAACUUAAAAAGCAUAAAAUUAAAUAGACAGAUAGAGAUUAGGUGAAGUAAAUUCUAAAAAUGUAGAAGAUAAAAGAAGAGUAGAGUAAAAUUAAAAAAUGCUAGAAGAAAUGUUAAGAGAAAAAUAAUAAGAAUAAGAGAGAAAAGAUUAUCUUAUAAAUGAAGAAAAAUAGAAACAUUCAAAAUUAAAUGAUUUUGAUGAAGUUGAUAUGGAGGAGAAUCUUAAUAAGCUUAAAUUUGAAUCUAAAAAAGCUAGCAAAGGGAGAUUAUUGAAUAAAGUUACAAAAUCCUUCAUGCCUUUUUUAAAGAAAGAACUUUGA
This is a messenger RNA of Paramecium sonneborni, 666 nucleotides long. The record is from the annotation of a GenBank genome assembly. Lineage: Eukaryota; Ciliophora; Oligohymenophorea; Peniculida; Parameciidae.